Podospora anserina S mat+ is the source of this 4137-nucleotide messenger RNA. RefSeq lists its product as uncharacterized. The transcript has a single exon. The record is from RefSeq and is a predicted model, not a curated record. Lineage: Eukaryota; Fungi; Ascomycota; Sordariomycetes; Sordariales; Podosporaceae. Bases 1 to 4137 code for a protein of 1378 amino acids.
AUGUUUGGAUAUCGACCAAAUCGAUUUGCGGGUAUUGUCUCGAGAUACGAUCCUCGAGAGCCUCUUCCAGCAGAAUUGGAAGGUGCGUUUCACGAGUCACAUGCCCUGCAGACCAAUUUGCACCUGCCAUAUCCAACAACCACACAGGCUUUUCACACACACCCCGCCUGUGCGCCACCAUUGCUACAUUCAAAUAUCCCAACCUACACAAUUCAAGAACCAUCUCUUGGUCGGAAUGUGCUCCCGCCAGUCUCCAUCUCGAUUGAAGCCUCCGUCAUUCAAGACACGGCCAGCAUCACAGUUACGCAGCUCUUCUGGAACGACUCGUACAACAUCAUCAAAGAGGCCGCCUACACGUUUCCUCUUUCAUCUGGCUGCACCGUGACAGGCUUCCAUUGUCGCAUCGGUCAUGGCAAAGUCUUGGCUGGCAAUGUCAAGCCAAAGGAAGAAGCCCGCGAGGAAUUCCAGCAGCAUGUCCGCAACCGUACCACUGGAGCGGCGUUGCUCGAGCAAGAUACCGAGGAGAUAUUCACCACCAGCCUUGGAAAUCUCCCAGCAAGAACCAAGAUCAGGGUCACUGUCACCUACAUCACCCUUCUCAAACAUCACUUUGCCGAUCGUAAGGGGAUCACGACACUGACGAUUCCAACUUGCAUCGCAAGCCGCUACGGUGACAAACCCCAAGAUUAUAACAAUGCUGCCUCCACCUCCAUUCCAGAAGGCCUCACGAUACAGAUUGAAGUAGUUGAAGCCGGCAAGAUUGCCUCAAUCGUCAGCCCAACACACAAGGUCACUGUCGAAAACUGGUUGGGAACACGUGCGGCCAGUUCCUUUGCCGACCUGGUUGGUGAAGACACCCGAAGUAGUGUCGAAACAGCCCUGGUGAAACUAGAAACAGGCUCUGCUUUUCUCGAUCGCGACUUUGUCCUUGAUAUCGCAACAGGAGGCCCGAAUGAUGAGGCCGAAUCACCACAAGCAUGGAUCGAAAAGCAUCCCACCCUACCCAAUCAACAGGCACUCAUGGUGACAAUUCCGCCUGGCUUUACCACGCGCACAUCCAAUCCUACCGAUCAGACUGAGAUACUUCUCUUGGCGGAUCUGUCAGGGUCCAUGGACGACAAGUUAACCUCGCUCAGAGCUGCCAUGCAAUUCUUCCUGAAGGGUAUUCCCAAUGGCCGCAAGUUCAAUGUGUGGUGUUUUGGCUCAAGUUACAAGUCGUGGCAGCCUCAUUCGGUGGAUUAUGGCGAAGCAUCGUAUCAGUCCGCUUCUUCAUGGGUUGACACCAACUUCCAUGCCAACAUGGGGGGUACUGAACUGCUUCCCGCGGUCCAGGCCAUCGUGACUGCGCGUGACAAAAGACUGCCUACAGACAUCAUCAUUUUGACUGACGGAGAGACAUGGCGCCUGGACGAAACCCUCGAGUACAUUCGGAAACAGAGGGACUUGACUGAAGGGGGUAUACGGUUCUUUGCUUUAGGUAUUGGUCCGGCAGUCUCCCAUGCCUUGGUUGAGGGCAUCGCCAAGGUUGGUGGAGGAUAUGCCGAAGUGGUUCGAGAGGCGAGCGAAGGGGAUUGGGAGGAUAGGAUUGUCAGCAUGGCAGAGGCAGCACUGAUGACCGAUCACUUGGGGCCUAUGCAUUUGGAGGUCAAUAUCAUGAGGGGUGAUGGCAGCAAGCAAGGUAUUUACACAACAGCUCGUCUCUCAGAUACUUCGCACCAUUUUACUGACCGUCCGACAGCUUCCAGUAUUCACAACGCCGAACAAUCUCCAGCAGACAUAUCCACGCUCAGCCCGUUCAACAGAAGCCGGAUCUUUUUCCUCUUUGAUUCCUUCAAAUCAUCCGAGAGCAUCACCGACGUUACACUCAAAGCCGAUACUGCCCACAGGACCAAGACCUUCCAUGUUCCUGUGACGCUUCUCGAGAAGCCAAGCAUAACAAUUCAUCGGCUUGCCGCCCGCUCACUGCUCAAUGAUCUGGAGCGAGGUCAGAGCCAGAUUCACCUGGGCUCUACUCGCCCCUAUCCUGGCUCUUGGGACGAGAGAAAUAGAGUACGAAAGGAGGCGGAGAAGAUUGGCUGCAAAUGGUCACUUGUUUCCAAAUGGACGAGCUUCUUUCUGAAAGAGGAGCUCUGUCCUGCUGAGCCGGAUGAUAUUUGGUGCGCAGAAGGCGGUGCUGAGGCUAUUGAUGAGCCUGGAGAUGACUUGUUGCAAUCACACGGGCCGAUUGCUGGCGUUACUAUGGUCGAUAGUGGUAAAACAUCGGUGCCUGCCUCUGGCUUGCUUCUAGUUGGGGAGCUUGUCUCUACACCCAGGAACUCAGACGACUUGUUCGGACUUCCAGCCGGGCGACACUUGCAAAGGCCUGUGCCUCCUAGCUUUUCUGUACUGAGCAACCCUAUGAGACCUCCAGAGCUGCAACUUUCAAGACGUCCUUCCUCGAACGGGAGAAAAUUACGACUGGUUGAAUACCCACAGUCUGUCGUUGCACCUGACCACCUAAUCUCCCUCAGGAUGCGGAAGUCCACUGGCGCUGCAGACCCUGAAGGUAAUACUCUCAAGAAACAGAGCGAUAUUGCGCCAGGGGCGGGCGCUUCAAAUGAGAGCCCCAUCCUGGGAUCUCUUUCUGGAGAUCCUCCGAGGGAUCCUGGCCCUAUUUUCGAGUUCGACGACACCGAUGCAGAUGAUUCAGAGACGAACAAUACCAGUGUUCCUGACAACGGAUUAGAAGGUAUAUUUAAACCGAGAAUGCGUCGCCUCUCAGGUGGAAUACUGCAGCACAGAACGGCCAUACCCAGUGAAGACGAAUGGGGGUUCGUCCAAGUACUUAAUCUGAAAAGUGAAGAGCACAAAAGUAUACAAGCUCAACCACAAUGCUGCCGGUAUGCCUUUAAUGCCUCCUCGCUUCCACAACAACGCGACCAGACAUAUAGCUGGGAGUCGGAAGAGGAUGACGCGAUUGAAGUCUCGGCGUAUCUUCCUCCGUGGGCACCUUCUUCUGAUUUACCUCCGAUGGACGCCAUGCUCAAGAAGUUGAGAUGUGGGCUGACAUUACCCCAGACAAGCAGUCCAACUUACGCACUUGAUGUGAAUAUUGAAGAGAUCCCAAAUAUACUAGCUAAACCGGCGUCCGGUCCGGAUUAUAAUUUGGAGUCCGAAGACGAUCAGGCGAUCGAUUUGUAUACCGAUGUCCAUUGGGGCAAACCUUCUCCCGAUUCACUUCCAACGGACCCAAUGUACGCGCGUGGGGCGUACGAGGAGGCUAAAGCGAAGAUCGAGGAGAGCCCAGAGGAGACGGAGAGGCGGCGGAGGCGUCGCAGGGUGAGAGACGAGCACGAAAGAGUUACACAACCCAAGAGUGGCGACAAUAAGCCAUGGACAGACAACCGCAUCAUUUCUGAACUUCUCAGGUUCCAAUCCGCCGAGGGGUAUUUUGCCAGAGGGUACUCAGUCCAAACCGGCCAGAUCAAUGAUCUUCACCCUUCUAUUAUCACCGUUCCAGAGGAAGAAGAGGGCCGACACGGUGAACAGGUCAUUCUUCUGCGGGAUUUCCUCGAGGAAGAAACCACCAAGGACCCAGGCAAUCUCUUGUCUAAACACAACAAAGGCCAACACAACGAAGAUGUCGUCCUCCUCCGUGAUAUACUGGGGAAAGAAAUUACCAAGAGGCUACGUACUCUCCGGGAUAAACACGACAAAGACCACAUGUUUGGUAAAGACAUGGCCUUGAAAGAAAGGAUCCUCUUCACUAUUGCCGUUUGGGUGCUCCUCGAGCGGGACUUUGCCUCCAAGCGGCGUCUGUGGGUUUUGAUGAUUAGGAAGGCAAAGUCGUAUCUAGGGGGGCGUAUCGACCGGCGGUAUGACGCGUUUGACGAGAUGAAGGCUGCUCUGGAGGGGGCCAAGAUUCAUGGGUAUAAAUCACGGCAGGAUAGUCUGGCAGCUCCUCUCUAUGUGCAUGCGCGCAGUUUUGAGGUUCAAUUUGCGGUUUCGAAGACCGUAGACACUGCGGCUAGGAUGACUGCGGAGUCUGAAGUUCUUGAGGGAGAGCAAGAUCGGGAUGAGGUGGGUGUGGAGCUCGAGGUUGGCACAGGCGAGGCUCAAGGCAACAGUCAAAUGGCAGGAAAGGGCUCGGUCGUGUAA